Messenger RNA from Sorex fumeus (smoky shrew), 2021 nucleotides. RefSeq names its product carbohydrate sulfotransferase 14 (gene CHST14). Bases 144 to 1274 code for a protein of 376 amino acids. The transcript is spliced from 2 exons. Gene Ontology annotation, cellular component: membrane. Gene Ontology annotation, biological process: dermatan sulfate proteoglycan metabolic process; carbohydrate biosynthetic process. The record is from RefSeq and is a predicted model, not a curated record. Gene Ontology annotation, molecular function: sulfotransferase activity. Lineage: Eukaryota; Metazoa; Chordata; Mammalia; Eulipotyphla; Soricidae.
CCGGCCAGCCCCGCCGCGGACGCUCCGCCGCCCCGGCCCGGCCCGGCCGCCGCGGGCCCCCGGGAGCUGCAGCUCGCGCCCGGGCCGCGCCCGCCCCGGCCUCGGAUCGCCGGGCCCGCGCAGGCCCCCGUCCCAGGAGCAUCAUGUUCCCCCGCCCGCUGACCCCGCUGGCGGCCCCCGGCGCCGCCGAGCCGCGGGCCCGGGCGCUCCGGAGGGCUCCCCCGGGCAGGGCGCGCGCCGGGCUGGGCGGGCCGCCCCUGCUGCUGCCGUCCAUGCUGAUGUUCGCGGUGAUCGUGGCCUCCAGCGGGCUGCUGCUCAUGAUCGAGCGCGGCAUCCUGGCCGAUAUGAAGCCCCUCCCUCUGCACCCCGCCAGCCGCGAGGGCGCCGGGUGGCACGGGGCCGACCCGCGGUCCGGGAGGCAGUCCCCGGAGGCCGCCGACUCGGACCUGCAGGUGAGGCAGGACGUACGGAACCGCACCUUGCGGGCCGUGUGCGCGCAGCCAGGCAUGCCCCGGGACCCCUGGGACCUGCCGGUGGGGCAGCGGCGGACCCUGCUGCGCCACAUCCUCGUGAGCGAUCGCUACCGCUUCCUCUACUGCUACGUCCCCAAGGUGGCCUGCUCCAACUGGAAGCGGGUGCUCAAGGUGCUGGCCGGCGUCCUGGACAGCGUGGACGUCCGUCUCAAGAUGGACCACCGCAACGACCUGGUGUUCCUGGCCGACCUGCGGCCGGAGGAGAUCCGCUACCGCCUGCAGCACUACUUCAAGUUCCUGUUCGUGCGGGACCCCUUGGAACGCCUGCUCUCGGCCUACCGCAACAAGUUCGGAGAGAUCCGCGAGUACCAACAGCGCUAUGGGGCCGAGAUCGUGAGACGGUACCGGGCCGGAGCCGGCCCCAGCCCGGCGGGAGACGAUGUCACCUUCCCCGAGUUCCUGAGGUACCUGGUGGAUGAGGACCCGGAACGCAUGAACGAGCACUGGAUGCCCGUGUACCACCUCUGCCAGCCCUGUGCUGUACACUACGACUUUGUGGGCUCCUAUGAGAGGCUGGAGGCCGAUGCCAACCAGGUGUUGGAGUGGGUGCGGGCACCAGCCCAUGUACGAUUCCCAGCGCGCCAGGCCUGGUACCGGCCGGCCAGCCCCGAGAGCCUGCAUUACCACCUGUGCAAUACCCCGCGGGCCCUGCUACAGGAGGUGCUGCCCAAGUACAUCCUGGACUUCUCCCUCUUUGCCUACCCUCUGCCCAAUGUCACCAGGGAGGCCUGUCGCCAGUGACCAUGGGCACAGACUGGUUGACAGUGUCAACUUCUUGUGCCAUUUCGGGGGCUUCUCCAGAUGCCUGCCCAGCAGGAACUACCCUUGUAAGUUCCUGUGGGUGUAUCCACAGUAGCUCAGAAAAUAAGAGCUCGGAUAGAUCUCCCACUGGGGAGGCUCCCCCCAGGGUGAUGGAAUGCUGGCUCUGGCUGGGCUACAGGCAGGUCUACCAGCGAAGCAACACACAGCUGUUCCAAAGACUGACCCCAGCCCUCUGCAGCUGGGAUUGUGGCAUCCACUUGGUCCACCUCCCUCUAACCUGUGUCCAAACCCAGAGGUGGCACCAAGCAUAGCAUGAGCAGAAGCAGAUAGGGAGGGCUGGGUGACUGUGAUGUUCCCAAAGCUCCUACUCAUUUAUCCCCCAUGUUCCUGGGGGCUGCAGUCUGAGGUCUCACCUUAGACUUGACCUAGUGCCUUUUCUGUUCCGACUCAGACUUUCUGACAUGUCUAGAACUUGUUCUCACCUUGUUCCCAAAGAGAGAAAAGCCGAGCUGGGCCCAUGCUGGAUUGCUCUAGGACCUGGUUCUUCCAAAGACCCCAUGCUCAGUGUCCUCAGGCACUGGGAACCUACUUCCAUCUCCCCAGGUUGUGAUUGGUGGCAGUGUCUGGCUGCCACUGCUCUGACACAUUUAUUUAAACUUUGUACUUUUUAACAGAACCCUGGUGAAGGCUUUGCUUUCCUAAUGGCUGGAUUUUUCAAUAAAGUUG